Molecule: messenger RNA, 1955 nt
Organism: Trichomycterus rosablanca
Lineage: Eukaryota; Metazoa; Chordata; Actinopteri; Siluriformes; Trichomycteridae
Product: glutathione hydrolase 6
Exons: 4
Coding region: 107-1663 (518 amino acids)
Cellular component (GO): extracellular exosome
Source: RefSeq, a predicted model, not a curated record
UGAGCGCGCGGAUGAAGACAGCGAUGAAGAAGUGACGGUCCACUUCUACCAGUCUGGAAAUGGACUGCAACGAGAGCCAGAUAACAGAGUCACAUGCUUCAGAAUCAUGGGGACUCUGAUCCUGCUGGGCGUUGCAUUGACGUUCAUGGUCUUCGAGGGGAGUGGACGUUGGACGGAUUCUGAAGAACUUGACGAUGAGGAUCACCAUCAUGAAGCUGAGCACCAAGGAGCUGAAGAUGAUCACCACCAUUCCCAUGGGCAUGCAUCACUCUACCACCAUGCUGUUGUUCUGACUUCCUCAGAUAACUGCUCCAGGGUUGGUAGGGGGCUUCUGGAGGAGGGAGGAAACGUGGUGGAUGCUGCUAUUGCUUCUUUGCUCUGCCUAGGAGUCGUCCACCCACACACUGCGGGUGUAGGUGGCAUGUUCUCAGCCAUCCUAUACAACAGCACAUCUGGAUCACUUGAGGCAAUACGUUCCACUGCACCCCAAGCACCCUCGUCGACUUACGGCAUCCCAUCGAUACUGCAAGGCAUCAAGGAGCUACAUUCACUUCGCGGCCGUUCCGGAUGGACCCGACUCUUCAAGGAAGCCAUAACGUCAGCCAAGGAAGGCUUCGUCGUCGACGAAAUCCUCGGCGAAGCCUUGGAAAGCCACAAGGCCAAAAUAAUCGCGUCCGAACUGUGCACUCUGUUCUGCGAUGCCGAUGGCCGCGUGAAAUCGGUGGGCGCGAUCGUUAAAAACCAAAAGCUUUCGGAGUGUUUGCGGAGUGCCAGCCUGGACAAGUACCGUUUUCUCGACAAGCUGGCUGUGAAAUUGUCUGAAGACCUUUCUCCAGACGAGAGGCCGGCCUUCCUGAGUGCCAUCCGGCGCGGUCGCGGGGAAAUCAACGACCCCCUUAUCGUUAAGGAGGAGAAAUACACUGUCCUUUCAGCCGAUUUGGCGUUCGCGGGUCAGAUUUUAUCUGAUAUAUUAGAGCGAAUCAGACGGCAAAGCUUCUCCUUUCAGAAUGAUGUCGAUUCUAACUCCACCGCCUCCUAUACUAACCUUUUAAACGUAAUUCUGGAACUUGAAGAUAAGUUCCAAGCUGAGGAUAAACUCAGGACCACGGACUUAUUCCAUAAUACACACAACGGUCUUAUCGGUGUGCUGGAUAAUCAUGGCAAUGUUGUCGUCAUGUCAGCUUCACUCAACAAUACAUGGGGAUCUGGACGAUUUCUGCCAUCUACUGGAAUCCUCCUCAGCAGCUUCACUGCGAACAUCUCAGACCUGCCGUACUUCAAUUUUCCAUUGGUUAUUAAGAUCACUGACGAUGAUGACGAUGGGGAAGACGACGAUGUUGAAAUUGUUGCCGUCACUGGAGGACUUUCUGGCUUAUUUAAUGCCGCUUUUCUAUUGCACAACAGGAUUGACCUAGAGAUGAGUUCUAAAGAGGCCAUUAGUAGACCUCUCCUUCAUCUGGACCAUGGAAACUCUUCAGCCGUUUGUUUAUCUUCCCUUAUAAAUGGCUCUGACGUUUACAGACUCUUCUCAGAGAGACAGAACGAGCUCCUGAAUGUAGACGUCUGCUCGGAUCAUUCCAUGUCUAUGGUUCUGCGGUUACAUGCAGAACAUGUCAGAGCAUACGCAGUCCCGGUUACUAAUUCUCAAACUGAUGGGUACUGAAAGAAGCGCACAGGUAGAUUUUUAGAAGUGUAAUUUAUUGUGGUGUAACUUUUUGUCUGGCAGCGAAAUGCUAUUAUGUUUGAUGACGGCCUAAGCUAAGAAGGUUUGCUUAAAUCAGUCAUUAAUUUAGUGCACAUGCAGAGAUUGGUGUUACUGAAUUCCCAGUAGAAAGGAAUACUCAAUUAAGAGUGAAGAAGUAUCUGGGGAACAACUAAGUUCACGGAAUUUACAACCCCAGAUCAGAAAAAGUUGGGACAGCAUGGAAAAUGCAAAUAAUAAAAAAAAAAAAACA